GUUCGGGACGUCUUUCAUUUUGGUUUCCCACGCUCUCAUUCGCAGAUCCACAAGAAAAUCCAUGGGUUUUCCCGCUUUGAUUUGAUUUGUAUGGUUUAUUUCUGAUGUAUUAAAUAUGUACAGAAACCGGAAAUUUGGAAAAUCCACUAGGACCAAGAGUACAGAUUCGAAUGAUGGCAAACGAGCCCUUAAUACAAUUGACGAGAACUCCACAAUUAAAAUACCACGCAUACAAAAUGAAAAUGAUAAAACCAAUGAUUGUGAAGUUCAAAAUGUCGAAGAAGUGUACAGCAGCGAAGAGAAUAUUCCCGCAUCACAAGAGCCCACUCAAAGAUAUUUGUCACAAAGGAGCACUAUUGCAGCUACAUUGGGAAGGACACAGUCUCGCUUGAACAGUUCACAGAGACCACCAAAUACAUAUUUCGAACUGGUCCUUAUGAAAGCCGGCGUACAAUUGGAUGAGGGAGAGAAUUUUGUUUUGUCUUGUGAUCAUGUAGCCUUUGUCAGUAGAUUACGCGAUUUACUGGAUAGAAAUCAGAAUUUUAAAGACAACUAUGAAAUGUUUAGAAAUGGUCUUCGUGAUUCAUGGCCAAAAUUUGGAUUGAAGUUGUUGACAGGAUGUACUAUAAGUAUACCGGGGGAGGAUAGUGUUUAUCAAUCCCAGCACAGUAUGAUAGUAAAUUUUUUUAUGAUUGAAUCUCUACGCGAUCGUGUACUGGAUUUACUAUUGGACAAAAUCGAGAAAACUGCGAUUGAAAAACCUACUUUUACUUCGACCAUAAAUGUUCCAUUGUUACCACUCAUGUUGGCUCAACUGCAACAUGUUGCGUGCACUCAUAGCGACAUAAUUUACAAUCGCAUUAAGAAAAUAUUUGAAAAGGCCUUGGACCAAUCAAAAUGGGAUAUUGUUUCAAAUGCAGAAAUAAUAUUAGCACCCACUAAACACGACGAGUUUGCCCUGUUAUUGAUUGAUAAUAUGGCAAAUAGUUUGGAACUGUUUAAAACUGUUAAUAUUCAGACUUUGAUCAAUUUAAAUCUAUCCUCAAAUGUACAAGGAAUAUUAAGGGCAAAGAUUUUGGAGUUUAUAAAAAAUGGGCAUUGUCCAAAAAAGACACUUCCACUUCUUGUGAAAUUUCUAUUGAAAAUACUUGCAGAAGACAAUGAGGAUAAUAUGAAAGAGCUGGUCAGUACAUUACGUGAAAUUCUCAAUUGGAAUGAGAACGAUUCAACAACAUUGGCCAAAGAUAAACAAUUGCAAUUGGAAUUGUUCAGUUAUAUAGAACAGGGAUUUACGCGUUCCAAAAAAUUCUAUUCAAUAUGGCAAAAAACUAUAGCUUCCACAAAAUCAUCAAAUUUCAAGGCAAUCGAUUUUGUUAUUAUUUUGUUAUUGAUACACAUAAGAGAAGACAACUCAUUAUAUAUUGAAAAUAUUUUACGUCGCCAUGUCCGUCAUUUAUCUACAUCUGUGGUUCAAGAUAUACGUAAUAGGUAUGCUCCAGUAUUGGAAUAUCACUGGCAUAUUUUGAUGCAAAUAAUAAAUGGUUUUCUCCGAGAUAAACAUAAAUCUGUUGUUGAUUUUGCCAGGAUAUCUUGUGGGUCAUUUUUUGAUAUUUCAGAAUCAGUUCAAAAACUAAUAUUGAAAAAGUUAUUGGAAUUAACAUGUGAAAAAUCAAAUCAAAAUACUACCAACUUCGCCCUUAGAAUGUUACGCGAUCUAUGGCAAUUAUAUCCUAGAAUUAUACAUAAUUGGGGCAUGUUAUUAUUGCCAUUUUUAGAUCACAUCCAUGAAAUGUCUUUGUCCCAAACUCGCAUUGUUAUGGAAUUAUUAUCGUCUAUAGCCUUUCCAGCACCUACAUUGGAUGAAUGUACGACUUUGCAAGACCAAAUUGAUAUGUUAAUAAAAAAACAAAUAAUUAAUCGUAAUAAUUCAGUUAAAAAGCAAGGUAUUAUAAGUGCUGUACAAUUAAUCGACUGCAUUGCACGUGUUGAAGAAUCUGCCAUACAGGCUGAAGAUUUUGAAACAACAUUUAAUACUGUUAGUGAUCUACCGGAUGGUAGAGGAAAAAUUGCCGCAAAUUAUAUGGUUCGAAUUCAAUCGUCAACCAUGAAUUCACCAGAAUGUUUGGCUUUAUUCUAUGAUGAAUUGGCAAAUGUAUGCUCCGCAGGCGGAGAUGAUCGUGCAAAUGGUUUACUUUUAGACAUACCAUUUGUCAUAUGGCUGUGUGAACUAAUGACGUAUUAUUUUCAAAAUAGUUUUGUAGCUGAACACAAUCCUGAAACCAUACAUGGCAUCAGUUUGGUUUAUAUGAAAUGUAUAAACACGCCAUUAGAUGCGAAUACGGAAGAGAGUGAAUUGCCACAAAUUGCCAUAAAUAUUGCCGAAUUAGUUUUGAAGCCCAGCAACGAAGCAAUUUCGUCCAUCCUUGUACUGUCACCACUUUUCAAUUUGGUACGUGUUUUACAUAUGCAACGCUAUGAGGGAAGUUUAGAGAUUAUAAAUGCCCUGUUAGGUUGUGCCAUUAUAUUACCCAGUUUCUUUGAUGACUCCAAUUUGGAUGCAAUUUUCUAUGAUUACGAUGAAACAAUGCAAAAAAAGAUUCUUGAUAUAUAUUUCCACUGUGUCAACUGGAUACGUGAAACUGUUAGCUCAUUUGCAACGCAACGUGAAGAAAUGAUACGAAAAAAGGUUCUACAACGAUUGGCUGAUCUUAUUAGUAUUGAAGAUAAAAUAAGACAAUUAUUGGCAAAAGCUCCUCGAGGCUAUAUACCUCCACAAUGCCAAUUUAUAAGUGAUAGUUUAAAUUGUAGCAAUAAACUAGUGAGUGGUGCCCCAGGCAGAGGUCGCCCUGCGGCAACAGGUUCUGGCAAUAAAAAGGCUACGAAUAAAACUAAAAUUGUGGAUAAUGAAACAAUGAAUUUGGAUGAAACAAAUAUUAAUGACACAACAUCUCGACCAGCUGAUAUAACCAGCAAACUGGCGGGGUCCAGUAAAAAUAAGACAUCCUUCAAGAAUAAUUUUGAAAAUCUAUAUGGUCCCAAGGAAAUGUACAGACAAAUGGAUACAAACAUAAUAUUGGUAUUGAAAGAAAAAUUUAAUAUUAAAUAUCCUUUGCCAGUGGAAUGUUUAGGAACGGAGAUGGGUCUGUUAGAGUUAAGAUUUAUUCUCACAGACAUUGUUAGCAAAUUAGAAUCGGUAGUUGGUAUCCAAAAAUUCCAAUCUGAACAAUCCCUACAGUAUAUAGCCAAACCCGGUCAUUUUAUGUGCGAUCUUUCGGAAUUUAUCUAUAUUGUUAACAAUGACAUGAAAGUUCUAUCCGAUGCCAUAAAUUUAAAGUUGGAAGAUGUCCAGCGAGUGUAUAGUCAUGCUGAUUUAUUCACAGAAGAGUUUAAUUUAUUAAAAGUUUGCUUUGGUUUGUGUUUACGAUUGCUGGUGGCAUAUUUCUCGUGGUCCGAGUGGUUUGUUAGUGAACAAAGGAUAAACAAAUUAAAAGAAUCUCUUUUGGUAUGUUUGGAACGCAAAAAGGCCCAAAGUUUAAAAACCAAAUCGGUUGGCAUUAUAACUGCGGAAGUUUUUUCAAUUUUCAUUAGCUAUGAAACUUCAGUGGUAGAUUUAAAAUCGGCUGUUUAUCUAUAUCAAUUGAUGAUAAAUCUAAAUUUUCUCUCCAACAAGGAGGCCAAAGAGAGACAAUUGCAUGAAAUACGUUCAUUAUGUCGCACUUUAUUGUGUCGCAAGUGGUUUAACUAUGAAGGUCUUUUGGAAAAGGGUGCGCAGUGUAAUGUAUAUUUAGAUGAGUUGGUCAAAGGUUUCCUACGUGAUUCCGAUUUUAAGAGGCAACGUGAAAUAUUACGUGCUGUCAGUGAUGAAUCAAAACACUUGAGCGGCAAGGAUACAUCCCUAAAAUCUUUUCCAAAUUUUAAGAAGGCUAAUUUUCCUUUGUUUUUUCGUGGUUUAUGUGAAAUUCUUAUUACCGCAAUAAAUGACAAGAUUACCAGCAAUGCCUUGAAAUCAAAUGACAAACUUGAGUUAUGGGAAUCUAGUUGCAAGUUACUCAAUAUGCUAUUGGAAAUAGUACAAGGUUUGGAUAUACCUAGAAAUUUUCAGAUAUUCGUAAAGUAUUCCCAUUUAUACUUAAAACUUGUUCUUCAACAUGGCCUGCCUGUGUUUGAGAAGUAUUUAAGACAAAAUCCCGAUCGUGUAUGUGAAUUGAUAAAAACAAUGCAGACAACUACCAGAUAUUUACACCAUUUAUGUUGCCACUCUAAAGCCAUUAAAAAUACGGCAAUUGUCAGUCAAAUACCAUUUUUACGAGAGACUGUGGAAAAUUAUGUUUUUCGUGUUAAAGCCCUAUUAACGGCCAAUAAGUGUGCCUCAGUAUUUACAAUGGGCAAUCUGAAAAAUAAAGACAUACAUGGCGAUGAUUUAGUAACACCGUCUGUUUCGAUGAGUACGGGCACCAGUCAUGACAGUGAUGAGGAAAUACCAGACGAUGAUGUUAGUGUUGAUGAAACUGUAAUGGGAUGCGAUGAAAGUGAUAAUACACGAAAUGAUCGAAGUAAAUCCUCGUCAAGAAGCAAAUGUUUCUAAAUAUAUGAUUUUUAUUUAUUAUUAUAUAUUUUUAUACUUUUGUAACGUGUACUUCUAAACGUCAAAGCUUUGGAAAAUAUUAAACGCUCUGCAACUGCA
Molecule: messenger RNA, 4684 nt
Organism: Musca domestica (house fly)
Lineage: Eukaryota; Metazoa; Arthropoda; Insecta; Diptera; Muscidae
Gene: Fancd2
Product: Fanconi anemia group D2 protein
Exons: 22
Coding region: 116-4585 (1489 amino acids)
Biological process (GO): homologous chromosome pairing at meiosis; mitotic intra-S DNA damage checkpoint signaling; interstrand cross-link repair
Cellular component (GO): condensed chromosome; nucleus
Molecular function (GO): DNA polymerase binding
Source: RefSeq, a predicted model, not a curated record